Schistocerca americana (American grasshopper) is the source of this 2277-nucleotide messenger RNA. RefSeq names its product sphingolipid delta(4)-desaturase DES1 (gene ifc). Gene Ontology annotation, cellular component: membrane. The transcript is spliced from 6 exons. The record is from RefSeq and is a predicted model, not a curated record. Gene Ontology annotation, biological process: ceramide biosynthetic process. Lineage: Eukaryota; Metazoa; Arthropoda; Insecta; Orthoptera; Acrididae. Bases 131 to 1096 code for a protein of 321 amino acids. Gene Ontology annotation, molecular function: sphingolipid delta-4 desaturase activity.
UUUCGUCUGACACGGAGAGGGGCGUGAUUAUAUUGUUAAGCAGAUGUCUCGUGCCUAAGCUAUUCAGCCGGCUCUGUCCGUGAAUCAGUUGUGUGGGAAGUAGGCGUUGAUGUGAAACGAAUUUGUGAGGAUGGGAGCCCAUGUUUCGCGGACAGAUUUUGAAUGGUCUUACACUGAAGAACCACAUGCUAGUAGAAGAAAAGAAAUUUUGGCAAAAUACCCACAGAUAAAGAAGUUAUUUGGUUAUGAUCCUAAUUUCAAGUGGGUUGUAACAGGCAUGGUACUUGUGCAGUUCAUGAUGUUAUUUGUCAUGAAAGAUCAGUCAUGGCCAAUGAUAUUUUUGGUUGCAUAUGUUUUUGGUGGUGUGAUAAACCAUUCAUUAAUGCUUGCUAUUCAUGAAAUUUCACAUAAUUUGGCUUUUGGACAUGCACGACCAUUAGCUAAUAAAGCGUUUGGGAUAUUCACAAACUUGCCUAUUGGUAUACCAUUUUCAAUCAGUUUUAAGAAGUAUCACCUGGAGCAUCAUAGGUACCAGGGUGAUGAAAUGAAGGACACUGACAUACCAACCUACUUGGAGGCGAAGCUGUUCUGCAAUACUUUUGGAAAAUUUUGCUGGUUGUGUUUGCAACCAUUUUUCUAUGCUUUGAGGCCAGUUAUUAUUUACCCAAAGUCGCCAACAACUUUGGAAAUAGUUAAUGUCAUUAUCCAGCUAAUCUUUGAUGUCUUCGUUUAUUACUAUUUUGGGGGCAAAGUACUAGUGUACUUAAUUGCUGGAUCAUUAUUGGCAAUGGGGCUGCAUCCAGUUGCUGGGCAUUUCAUUUCCGAACAUUACAUGUUUCGAAAAGGUUACGAGACAUACUCGUAUUAUGGGUGUCUUAAUUGGAUAACAUUCAAUGUUGGCUAUCACAAUGAGCAUCAUGAUUUUCCUGCAGUUCCUGGAUCACGUCUUCCUGAGGUGAAACGGAUAGCAGCGGAAUAUUAUGAUAACCUACCACAGCACAAUUCUUGGGUUAGUGUUUUGUAUGACUUCGUCAUGGACCCUGAUAUUGGACCUUAUGCACGCAUAAAAAGGAAAAACAGAGGCUUGAAAUCAUAAGUUGUAUUACUUUGAUGCUUUAUUCUUGAAUAAAUAUGUUAUCAGUGUUUUCAGCUGAAAAGUCAUAGACUGUUGGAAAUUUUUUUGAUGAGAUUAAUUUGUUAUUUCAUAUUGUGAAAUGUGUGGUGAAUGACCUGUGCGAAUUGGAAAACUGUAUUGACCUGGACUAAAUGUUGAUUAUUACAGAUACUGUGAUGCACGUUACAAUUAUUGACGGGAUCUGUUAUGCUGUUCAACUAGGUCUUGCCAAAAUCGUCUAUGGUGUACAGUGCAUGUUAGGCUUCAUGUUCGUAUGUGAAAAUUUAGAACAAAAUCACUGUUUUAAAUAAUAAAAUAUUGUAUGGUAACUAACAUUUUUUGCUGCUUUGGGAACUUAUGUCAGCAAAAGUUAUUUGUAACUUGCAGGGUUGAUAUCUUCAAAUUUGUUUUAACAAUAACUUGUUAAGAUGUGUAAAUACUGUAUUUUUAUGAUCAUACAUCAUUUUUGGGUUUUAAUUUUUCCUUUCAAUUUUUUAAACUGAUCAUUUGUAAUAUGCCAGUAAUGUUUUCCACUGUUACCAAGUUAUGCCUUGAAAAGCACAAAUCUCUAUUUUUUAUUGUGUGUGUGUGUGUGUGUGUGUGUGUGUGUGUGUGUGUGUGUGUGUGUGUGUGUGUGUGUGUGUGUGUGUGUGUGUAUAUAUAUAUAUAUAUAUAUAAAGCAGACAGAAAUCUGUGAACUGACAUUUUUCUAAUGUAAGAGAUAAAUCCAUUAGUUGCUCACUGUCAAAAAUGUAUUUAUUGCUGGUUUACAAUGUUAAUUUCUAAGAUUUGAAUGUAAGUUAAUUAGCCCUUACAUGUAAGCUGAAAAGGCUGGUAUCUUUUCUAGUCACAUGUUGAUCAGUGAGGGCAGGAAAUGAAUCUGAAGCAUGAGCUGCAUUUAGUAUUGUCUUUGUCAUAAAUAUUUGUUUGCAUCAAAGUAUAUGAAAUUGCGUCUAUAUAAAAUUAGUUAUGCUGUGGCUUAUUCAAAGUUACAUGUUUAGCUCAGUAGUAGUUGUACUCUUAUUGUAACUUUCUUACAGGUAUUUAUAUUCUGGUAUGCAUUUUAAUUGGUAUUUUGACCUGUUUAGAGCUUUAAUUUUUGCUACUUAUAGCCAUGACUGCUGUAUGUGAGCUAUUUUUGACAUUAAAAACGUACAAAUAAA